ACUUUGUUGUUGAACAGUGCAGUUCGUGUUAGCUAUCAGUGGUUUAGCUCCGUGACAGUUUUCAGUAAAUGUACAUUAAGCGGAACUUGGAAGAAUCCGCUCCUCUUCAGUUUCCUCUCUGGAGAACAUUUAGCCACCGCCUCACCAAACUCCAUAGACGUGUCUGACAAUGUACCACAGUCCGGUGUAUGGUUAAUGUAAAGCGUUACGGUCCGUUUUUCCUACCUCAGCGGUAGAUAACAGCCAGUCCUUUACAGACAGACAUGUAUUUGAGAGGACUCUCCAAAUAAGAGAGAGCUGGUACGAUGAGGCUGGUCAUUCUGGACGACUAUGAUCUGGCCAGUGAGUGGGCAGCAAAAUACAUCCGCAACAGGAUCAUCCAGUUCAAGCCCUCCGCUGACAGAUACUUCUCUUUGGGCCUGCCUACAGGAAGUACUCCUUAUGGCUGUUACCAGAAGUUAAUUGAAUACUACAGAAAUGGAGAUAUUUCAUUCAAAUACGUGAAAACCUUCAACAUGGAUGAAUAUGUAGGUCUACCUCGUGCUCAUCCAGAGAGCUACCACUCCUACAUGUGGAACAACUUCUUCAAACACAUUGACAUCAAACCAGCCAAUGCUCACAUCCUGGAUGGAAAUGCAGAGGACCUGGAGGCAGAGUGUCAGGCCUUCGAGCAGAAGAUCGCAGAAGCUGGAGGAAUCGAGUUGUUUGUAGGAGGUAUUGGCCCUGAUGGUCACAUUGCAUUCAAUGAGCCAGGCUCCAGCCUUGUCUCCAGGACCAGAGUGAAAACCCUGGCUAAGGACACAAUUGUAGCCAAUGCUCGUUUUUUUGGUAACGACCUUUCCAAGGUUCCCACCAUGGCUCUCACUGUGGGUGUAGGAACUGUCAUGGAUGCCAAGGAGGUGAUGGAUCAGAAUCACACAGAUAUCUUCAGUUCCACUACCUCAUGCCUUCUGCACUGCUCUCUGGUGAUGAUUCUGAUCACAGGAGCUCACAAAGCCUUUGCUCUGUAUAAAGCCAUUGAAGAGGGAGUCAACCAUAUGUGGACAGUAUCAGCCUUCCAACAACACCCACGGACCAUCUUCGUCUGUGAUGAGGAUGCAACACUGGAGCUCCGAGUCAAAACUGUCAAAUACUUCAAAGGUUUAAUGCAUGUUCAUAACAAGCUGGUGGACCCAGUGCUGAGCAUAAAGGAUCAGUAAACCAGAAGAUCACCAAGGAAAAAAAAUGAGGAUGUCGAGAUCAACAUGAAUGGACAGCAUUAUUACCCUGCUCCUGUCAUAUACCUGAGGGACUGCUGAGUCAGUGUUUGACUGACUUUCUUGCCUGUGUACGGUUGUUAUUCAUACACAAAAGCUGCCUUUGGAUAAUGUUACCCACACUUGCAGGUCCCAAUGAGAGGAAAAUGAUCAGGUUACCUGUGUUUUAGUAGAGCUUACCACCACCCCACCCUACACAGGUUCUUUGUUUAGCAGUUUGCAUGUAAAGGGCCAUUGGAAAUGAUUCCUCCUCAUUUCUGUGGGGUUUUAGAACUUUGAAGACUGGAUUAAAAGUCAUGACAGUAAAUGUAAAGCCUUGAUUUUGUUCUUGUCUUCAAACAGUACAAUAUGCAGUAUACUUGAUAACUUCUCUCAGUGUUAGCUUUUUUCCCUAAGUGAUUCAGCACCCAGUUAGUGACUGGCCAGAGGAGGCAAUAUACAGUAUGUAUUGGUUAUAUCUAUGACACUAAUGAGCAAUUAUGGAACUUCAUAAUAACCUCAGUUUCUGGUGUCAGAUAUGAAUUUCGUCUGUCCUCUCUCUGACCAUCCACUCACUCCUUGUGGAUGACUUUUGACCUCCUCCCAGUGGCUGCUGUGAUGGUUUUGGUGUCUGGUGUCUGUCUGUUAAUUCAUUCUCUUGAAGACGGUGAGUGGUUGACAGCUCUGAAAAAGCUGUUUAUUGAACCACUGCAGCAGGUAUCUAUCCCACCACUAGACUACUGUGAAUAAUUAACUGUAAAAUAAACCUUGAUGACAUAAUUUACCCCAGUGACUAUCAGAUGGUGUUGCAUUUAAAAUGGUUUGAAACUCCCCUUGUAUAGUCAGUAUCCUUUUGCAGGCUUUGAAAAAUUUCCAGUGUGAUAUUUUGACUGAUUUGUUUCCAUCUCAUGUGUGUGGUUAUAACAUUCCUUCCUUGGUUUUCUUGUAUUCUUGUGUUAUUCCUCCUCUUCAUCAGGCUGUUACAGUCAUGACUUCUAGUGUUUUUGCAAAUACACUGUGGUUUUUAUCUCUUUAUUUUCUUAUGACAAUAAAACUUUUCUAAGAAUC
This is a messenger RNA of Lates calcarifer (barramundi perch), 2303 nucleotides long. RefSeq names its product glucosamine-6-phosphate isomerase 2. Gene Ontology annotation, cellular component: cytoplasm. NCBI's taxonomy places the organism in Eukaryota, Metazoa, Chordata, Actinopteri, Centropomidae. The transcript has 8 exons. Gene Ontology annotation, biological process: carbohydrate metabolic process; N-acetylneuraminate catabolic process; D-glucosamine catabolic process. The coding region runs from base 306 to 1199 and encodes 297 amino acids. The record is from RefSeq and is a predicted model, not a curated record. Gene Ontology annotation, molecular function: identical protein binding; glucosamine-6-phosphate deaminase activity.